GAGAGAGAAAAAAUAAAAAGCCUUAACCGCUCAGCAUGUUUGAGGAUGUGCGCGACGCAGAGGACGCUCUUCACAGCCUGGACAGGAAGUGGGUAUGCGGCCGCCAGAUCGAGAUCCAGUUCGCCCAGGGAGACCGAAAGACGCCCAACCAGAUGAAGACGAAGGAGCGGCGCUCCCCGUCGCGCUCGUCCCGCUACGACGACUACGACCGCGACAGCCGCCGCAGACGCUCGCGCAGCCGCAGCUACGACCGGCGCCGCUCGCGCAGCCCCUCCUACGAGCGACGGCGCAGGCGCUCCGAGAGCCCCCGGGAGUAAGUCGCGUCCGUUUACGAUCGAACAUCAAUGGC
Hippocampus comes (tiger tail seahorse) is the source of this 349-nucleotide messenger RNA. RefSeq names its product serine/arginine-rich splicing factor 10-like. Gene Ontology annotation, molecular function: nucleic acid binding. Bases 36 to 317 code for a protein of 93 amino acids. The transcript is spliced from 2 exons. The record is from RefSeq and is a predicted model, not a curated record. NCBI's taxonomy places the organism in Eukaryota, Metazoa, Chordata, Actinopteri, Syngnathiformes, Syngnathidae.